Messenger RNA from Sporisorium graminicola, 2292 nucleotides. RefSeq lists its product as uncharacterized. Gene Ontology annotation, cellular component: Golgi apparatus. Gene Ontology annotation, biological process: protein O-linked glycosylation. The transcript has a single exon. NCBI's taxonomy places the organism in Eukaryota, Fungi, Basidiomycota, Ustilaginomycetes, Ustilaginales, Ustilaginaceae. The record is from RefSeq and is a predicted model, not a curated record. The coding region runs from base 1 to 2292 and encodes 763 amino acids. Gene Ontology annotation, molecular function: alpha-1,3-mannosyltransferase activity.
AUGGUCCAGGACUACAUUGCCUCGUCGCCGGUCCCAGCAAAGCCAGCACUAGCCGCUUCCUACCAGUUUGCCGCAAGUUCGGCCGAGUCACAGCCGAUAAUGCAGCGAGCAUAUGAGCGGACACCUACCUCGCCAAGUACUCCCACCUUUGUCCUGCCAGAGUCAAACCCGUUUGGUGGCGAGCAACUGGAAGCCAAGUCGAGCGAGCGCACGCUGCUAGGUGGUUGGAUGCGUGGCAUCGGCUCGCAAGCAAAGGGUGCCAAACCGCGUCCUUCCCUGCACAGGCCUUCCACGAUGCUUUCGGACGACACCAAGACCGACGUCGCAUCGCUCGCCUCGCAUGCGGAUGAAGAUGGCCUCAGGACCAGAAAGACAUCCCCGACAGCCUUUGGCGCAAUGUCCAAUCGCAGCCUGCUGGGAUUGCCUUCGCUCAGGUACAUGCUCUACACGCGCAAGGGUCGCAGAGACGUGGCAACCCACUUGCGAGCUUGGACGUCCCCCAAGUCUAUUCUGAUGCUUGUGCUCCUGCUGUUGAUUUCAGUGAGGAUACUGCUUGCACCGACGGCCCCCGUCGAUGUCGAUGUCAACGGCCGCAUAGCCAGUCACAAGGCCUCUGAAGCCGUCUUCCUCAACCACUGGAUCGACCACGUCAUUCACCACCCUGUGCGUGCCAGGGACAAGGCAGGCUUUGCAGAGAUGGGUCUGCGAACCGAAAUGUAUUCGCACAUGCUGCAUCACCCCACCCUGCCCAACUUUGAUCGCAUGGAAAGAGCCCUCUGGCCGUUUGUGCCCGGCAUCAACCAACUCAGGAGGUGGUGGCAAGCAUCCGUGCAGGCCAAGCCGAUGCAGUACUCGAGCGCUUCUGGUUCGAAGCUGGUCUCGCGUGCCUUUGGUCGUGGUCCCACCAUCAAGCCUGGAUCCCGGGGCAUCGUCAUGUCGCUCGGCAAGAAGGGAUCCGUGUUUGCCUCUCAAUUCAUCUCGAUCAUCCGCGAAAAGCACCACAACGACAUCCCCGUCGAAUUGUACUACUACGGCGACUCGGAUCUGCCCCCCAAGUACCGCGACUACCUCACCAAGGCGCACCGCAACGUGCGUUGCAUCGAUCUCCAAGCGCUCGGCCUGUUUGAUCCUGAGCUGGUCCAACUGGAACGUCAAGGUUUCGCCAUCAAGCCGUUUGCUGUGCUCGCUACCAACUUCACUGAAGUCAUGCUAGCCGAUGCCGAUGCCAUCAUGCUCGAGGACCCGAACCAUUUCUUCGAGGAGCCUGGCUACCUCGACACGGGCACACUGUUCUUCCAUGACCGCGAUCACGUGCGCAAAGGUGCCGACUAUGUUGUGCAGGAAUUCAUGAACAACCAGCUGGGCCAGCGUGGACCUUCGCCGCGACUGGCAUCGAGCGAGUUUUGGAAGAAGAAGGGCAUCUUUGAGCAAGAGUCGGGGAUCGUCGUCGUCGACAAGCGGAAGACCGACGUGUUUGCUGCCCUGCUCUUCACCGCAUGGCAGAACAUGGGCGAUAUCAGGAAGAAGACAACCUAUCGCGUAUGGUGGGGAGACAAGGAGUCGUUCUGGCUCGCAUUCGAGCUUUCGCAGUUCCCGUACUAUUUUGUGCCCCGGUACGCUCAGGCGAUCGGCACGACAAAGAUGGUGACCCGAGCCGAAAAGCUCAAACGAGCUGCCAAGGCCAAGGCCAAGGUGGAGAAGGCCAAAGCCGAGGAGAAAGCAAAGAAAGCCGGUGCCGCCAAGAAGAUCGUCAAGAGGGACGCUGCGAAAGUGGUCGAGUUCGACGAAGCCGGCGACGUCAUCCCGGCGGCCAAAGUGGAAAAGAAUCCCUUCAAACAAGGCGUCCAGCCCGGAGAGACCAAGCCCAAACUCGACGACAAGACGCUCAAGGACGCCAACCCGUCCGAAUCCGACCUCGAGGAGGAAGAGGAAUUCUGUUCUGAACACCCCCUGCACUUCCUUGGCGCCGACAAGGAGGACCACGACGGCGACGGUGUGCUCGACACCAUGACGCUCGGCCGCCCCGCCUGGUUCAACGGAGGCAUCCUCGAUGUCAAGACGCUCUCGGACGAUGUGUACAUCAACCCGAACGCCUUUACGCUGGACGGAGCGUGGGAGUUCCUGUUCGACGAGGAAACGUGGUGCAUCCGCAACUACACCAAAGGCGACAUUAACCAGUUUGACCUCAGUGAACGCAUCCAGGAGUUCUCGGCGAUCGCAAAGAGGGCAGAGGACAAGUUCAGAGCAAAAAUCCCCAAACCACCCAAGAAGAAGAGCAAGAAGGACAAGUAG